Molecule: messenger RNA, 1070 nt
Organism: Physcomitrium patens
Lineage: Eukaryota; Viridiplantae; Streptophyta; Bryopsida; Funariales; Funariaceae
Product: pathogenesis-related protein PRB1-2
Cellular component (GO): extracellular region
Source: RefSeq, a predicted model, not a curated record
GUUCAUGGCCUACUACAGUGUACAGUCGCUCAAUCUUGUCUCAUCUCACUCCUCGCAAGUUAUAAAAAACCAUGCGGACAAGGUUUCAGAUUCACAAUCUCAGCAAUCCGAGUCUUCGUUCAGUGGGAUUCGUUUUUAGCAGGUUGUGGUCGGAAUGGGUGCUUUUGAAGGACUGAAGCCUUGGGGCCGCAAGAUUGUAGUGAUCAUUGCUCUUACAGUGUUUGCGGAUAUGAUUUUCUUCGCCGCCGCCCAAAGUAGUGUUGCGGUCCAACAAGAGUUCUUGACUCCGCACAACAAUGCGCGGAAGGAUGUGGGUGUCGAUGCGUUGGUUUGGAGCAAAGAGCUUGAAGAUUAUGCACGCAGCUACGCGCAGAGUCAGCGUGACAGUUGCCUCCCUUUGACGCACUCGAAUGGGAAUUACGGGGAGAAUCUGUUCUGGGGGUCGGGGCAGAAUUGGACACCAUUCGAAGCGGUCACUGCGUGGAAUGAUGAGAAGGUGGAUUAUAACUACAAUACUAAUACUUGCGCACCGAACAAAGUAUGCGGGCACUAUACGCAAGUGGUGUGGAAUACGACCACACAUGUUGGUUGCGCUUCGGAGAUGUGUUCGGAUGAUGGAAUUUACAUUAUCUGUAGCUACGAUCCGCCAGGUAAUUGGAUCGGCGAAAAGCCCCACUGAUCAUGAUUGGGGUGUGUCAGUCUGGUGUCCGAUUGCUAGCGGCGAUCUAGUCCGGUGUUGUUGAGAUUGAACUGAACUUCUGACACGCUUUUGUUUUAUGAAUUUUAAGAAAACUAGUGCACCUGUAUCUGUAGCAGCGCGUUCUGUGGAAAAAAAAAAAAAAAAAAAAAAAACUCAGCUGUAGAAUGGAUUAGCAAGGGAAGUUCGUGUUAGAGGAACUUCCAUGUAUUGCUCCUUGUUAUAAAGCUCCUUGUGGAUUUUGACAUUUAUCAUCAUUUCUAACGAUCGACAGUGGUCGAAUCCAGAGCAUGAUUGCUAUCAUGCUCGAAAACUUGCCAAUCUUGUCGGUGGAACCACUUUUCUAUAAUACAUUGACAAUGCUUUACCAGCA